This is a messenger RNA of Thunnus maccoyii (southern bluefin tuna), 3705 nucleotides long. RefSeq names its product matrix metalloproteinase-17-like. Lineage: Eukaryota; Metazoa; Chordata; Actinopteri; Scombriformes; Scombridae. The record is from RefSeq and is a predicted model, not a curated record. Gene Ontology annotation, molecular function: metalloendopeptidase activity; zinc ion binding. Gene Ontology annotation, biological process: collagen catabolic process; proteolysis; extracellular matrix organization. The coding region runs from base 391 to 2181 and encodes 596 amino acids. Gene Ontology annotation, cellular component: extracellular matrix. The transcript has 10 exons.
GCGGUCUCUGCUGCUCGGGACAAAACCGCACGCAGCUGCUUUCAUUUUCCAGUGCUCGAGACUGCACGAUCAGGAGGGGAGCUCGCGCGUCUUGCUGCAGGGAUAUUACCUCUGAUGGACUUGAUAUAAGACAAGAAGACACAUUUUACCCCCAUCUGAUUAUGACAACUUAGUUGAUAGUUAUAAGUGUCGUUUUGAGGAAAACAAAGUUGUAAAUCCUAAACGUCUUUUCUGCCACCGGUUUUAAUGUGUUUUAUGUGUUUGCGCUCAACAGUGAGGUAGACUUAUCUGGGCACAUUUUACAGGAGGGUCGGUGUGUGAUUUAUCCCUUGGAUGCGGCUGUCGGGAUCAGUGUCUGAGCCCUGCAGGAUCAGCCUGUCAUAGGGCAUCAUGCUUUUUCCGGUUCUUCACAAGUGGAUGAGGAAUAUUUCUCCGGAGAUGCUGCUGCUGGUGCCAAUAUUGUGGUUUUUACCUCUGACAGGAGCGGCUCCCUCUCUGACUACCGAGCAGCUGGACAUGGGGGUGGACUGGCUGAGCAAGUUCGGCUAUCUCCCGCCCCCCGACCCUGUUACUGGCCAGCUUCAGACUAAGGAGGCCCUGACCAAGGCCAUCAAAGCCAUGCAGAAGUUUGGAGGGCUGAAGGAAACCGGAGUCUUAGACCAAGCCACACUGGGCCUAAUGAAAACACCCAGAUGUUCUCUACCAGAUGUGUCUGAGGCUGAAGUGACAGUGGGCCGCAGGAAACGAAGCCUAACUCCUCCAAACAAAUGGAAUAAGAGACAUCUCUCCUGGAGAGUGAGAACCUUCCCUAAGGAUUCGGCCUUAUUGGGCAGGGACACUGUUCGCGCCCUGAUGUACUACGCUUUGAAGGUCUGGAGCGACAUCGCACCGCUUAACUUCCACGAGGUGGCAGGAAGUGAUGCAGACAUUCAGAUCGACUUCACUAAGGCCGACCACAAUGAUGGAUAUCCAUUUGAUGGACCAGGGGGCACCGUGGCGCACGCAUUUUUCCCCGGCGAGAGGUUUACAGCUGGUGAUACACACUUUGAUGAUGACGAAGCCUGGACCUUCAGGUCACCAGACUCUCAUGGGAUGGAUCUGUUUGCUGUUGCAGUCCAUGAGUUUGGUCAUGCUAUCGGCCUGGUCCAUACCUCAGCCAUAGAGUCUAUCAUGAGGCCGUACUACCAGGGUCCUGUAGGAGACCCUCUGAAAUACGACCUACCCUAUGAAGACAAAGUCCGCGUCUGGCAGCUCUAUGGUGUCCGAGACUCAGUCUCCCACACAAAUCGACCAGGCAACCCCUCCCAGACAGCUGAACCUCCUGUCCUGCUGGACCUCCCUGAAAACAGAUCCACUCUCCUGCUGGCGCGAGAUGCCCCAGACAGAUGCACCAGUCACUUUGAUGCAGUGGCCCAGAUACGAGGGGAGGCCUUCUUUUUCAAAGGAAAGUACUUUUGGCGCCUAACACGAGAGAAGCACCUGGUGUCUCUGCGUCCUGCUCAGCUCCAUCGCUUCUGGAGGGGCCUACCAGCCAAUCUUGACAGCGUGGAUGCUGUAUAUGAGAGGCCUGGGGACCACAAAAUAGUCUUUUUCAAAGGUCUAAAGUACUGGAUUUUUAAAGACAACGUCAUGGAGGAAGGUUACCCGCGCCCAAUCAGUGACUUUGGCCUACCCUUGGAGGGUGUAGAUGCAGCCUUUGUUUGGCUACACAACGACAAAACCUACUUCUUCAAGGACAACCACUACUGGCGCUACGAUGACCACCUGAGACGUAUGGACCUGGGCUACCCUAAAGAUAGUACGCUUUGGAAGGGGCUGCCAACACAACUGGACGAUGCCAUGAGGUGGUCUGAUGGCUCGUCCUAUUUCUUCAAAGGGAAGGAGUACUGGCGAGUGCCGGGUAGUGACAUGGAGGUGGAGGCAGGAUACCCCCGCCUCAUCGCUAAAGACUGGCUGCUGUGCACUGAGAUGCAGUCGGACUCUCCAGACACAGAGCCCAAAAGCACCGAGACCAGAAUCAACGUGCACCGUCACCCAGACCACGCAGAGAAUGGAUACGAGGUGUGCUCCUGCACCUCUGACACAGCCUCGCCUUUAGGCAACCGCCCCUCCCCAUCUCCCAUCUGGCUGCUGCUGCCUCUCUGGACGCUCUCACUGGCCCUCCGCUCUGAACUGCUAUGAUGCCAAAGCAUGGGACAAAGUUCCUGAGCUGACUGGAAGGCCGGUGGACACUCAGUCAAACCAUUAACUGGAAAAUUUUGUUCUUAUUAUUAAAUUUGGUAUCGUUUUUGCUGUUAUUUAUUUCACAAGCCUUUUGGUGGGCUUUGACAUCUAAAGUAGUCAUUCUUAUAGGCAUCAACCAACUUACAAUGCUUUACAAUGUUUUUUCUUGAGCGGUCAAACUGCCUAAUUUCUGAAAGAAAAAAGGUAAAUGAACAAAGAAUCAACAGUGAUUAUUUGUCUUCAUGAGCAGCAUGUUUACAGCAGCAAUGUUUCACAUGCAGACAGGUGAAAGGCAUCCUGGGAUGUAGGCAGGUGAAUGGCACACACAUACACGCACACAGACUGUUGCCUAUUUUAUGAAAUUACAGCAGGUGCUUUAUUACAGGCUUGGUUCACUAGAUUUACAAAACAACAAAGAAAAUUCUCUAGUAGUGUCUAUCUGUGCAGAUAGUUUGAAUUUUAUGUAAAGAUAUCACUCUCAGAUUUAUAUCUUCAUGCUAAUACAGUGGAGGUGAAUGGGAUUUCGUUUGUGCUGUUCAACACAUUGAAAAAUGACAGAUGUUUUGCAAAAAAAUUCCCUGUUGCUUUGGAUAAUCCACAGAGCUCAAAUGGACUAUUUCUAUGGUGAAAAGAAGUAGUUCUAAUGAAAACAGUUUACAACAAGGUCUAGAAAAUUAUCCAGAGAAAUGGGGACACAACACAAAUGAAGGGAAAACACAGUGGUGUUGAACUUUUUAAAUUUAAUUUAUCAAUUUCCAUUCACCUCCAUGAUAUCGGAUGUCUGAAAAACUGAGGAAAUAAUGCCAAAACUAUCUGCAUGGUAGGAUACAACCAGAGGCAAGUGAGAUUUUUGUUAACUGUGGACACACAGACACACAUAUCACUCCAAGGUCUGAACUAGGGUGACUGUAGUGCUUAUGAUAAGCAUGAAUAUCUCACAGACAGUUUGCAAACUCUUCUUACAAAAAGUUUUGUGAGAGCUACAGCGAUGGAUGGAUGAGUAGGUGGAUGGACUCUGUCAAUAUCAGUUUCUUUGCCUAAAUCCCUUAACUGCUCUCCAAUGUGAGAAAGUGCUGCUCAUGUACGCAUCUCCACAGGUUUUUUAUUUUCACCUCUGGCUCAGAAGCAUUCCCUACUCUUGGUUUAGUCGUAUCUUUUGUAUCAAUUUCAGAUAAAAUUAUAUUCCUGUUUAUUUGACAUUGCUUUGAUCAGGUCAUAGAGUUCACAGAGCCUUUUUGUGACUGUUGGAUAAUUUCCUUCACUCCCCCAUCAAACGCCUCCUGAAGACAAGAGUCACAACAUGGCUCCUGGAUUUAUUCUUGCUGUAAAGAUAUAUUUACCUAUAGACUGAUAUAUUUGAGUUGAGAUGUUCUGCGGGUAUUGCAAAACCAAGUGGACUGUGUAUAUUUUAAGCUGUGUUUUCUAAUGUAAAAUAUUUUUGUAGAAAAAUUAAAAAAAACUCUGAAUGACUUUAUUGGCUAA